AUGCAUUCUCGCGCCAGCCACGGCAAGCGCCGGGGGUGUAUCGACACUGAGGACGGCAGCGUUUUAUGUUCUUUUGACACCGUAGGAGAUGCGUCACUGUCCUCCCCUGUUACAGACGUAAAUUCCUCCGUUUCAUCUGGGUCUCUCGCCACACACUUCGACCCUCGGAAACGGUAUCAAGACCCUUCAGAGCCGCCUCCCACAUCUCCAAAUGCCUUCCAUCCUCUUCGCCCAUCGCGAGUCGGCAAUCGGAAGCUCUCCCCGCCACCCCACUACACUCGGCCUGCUCGUUUCGCGUCCUCGUCUUCAUCGACGCCUACUCAGUCCUCGUCGUCUGAGGCUUUACCCCUGUCUGGAUUGUCUCAUUCCCGUCCGUCAGCGCCUUCGUCUUCAUUCUCGACUCCUCGUCACGCCCCACCCGCUGGGGCAUCUCCCUCGUCGGCGGCUUUUCCCGCUUCUUCGAAUGCGUCAAGCAGAACUGGCGAACUGCGGAAAUACCGCUUUGCAGAGAGCCGGUAUUACGUCUCGGAGCAAGAGCUUGAGGGCUUGAAGCCUGACUGGCUGCGGCGCAGAAAGGAGGAGGCGGAGCGCUUCCGCUUCGAGGCGCCUCCGCCGAAGGAGGGGGAGCGGCCGGCUCGCGGGAAGAAUGGAUCCACCCAGCGCGGAAAACGGGAAGGGUACACCCACGAAUUGAGAAACUGCUGCUUCCUUUGUUUUGAAGAAGAUCACUCUGGAACGGCGUGCAAUAACAAGCACGUUUUCUGUCGACUCUGCGCGGGGUACGGUCACCCGGAAGACUCGUGUCCGCUUCUCCUUGUGGAGCGCAGUCUCCGAGGCGAGCUCUGUUUUUUCCUCGACGACGCCCAGACUGAAGACGCCGCUGCGGCGCCUGCCAGCGGCAGCUCGUCAGACGCUGAUUUGCCCGGCCCUCGAUCGACGCACUCCAGCCACAGCGCGACUUCGCGCGCUUCGUCUGCGCCAGCGGGCGACUCCCGAGACAGUCGGGGAAUUCGGUGUAUGUCCUGCGGAGUGCGGGGCCACGCGGUGUGCACAGAUCCUCCCCUCACGGUUCUUCAGAUCUUCUGCUGCCGCUGUGGGCUCUACGGCCACUCCCGCAGCGACUGCCCCGGGGUGUUCGAUAGUUCCUCGCGCCGCAGUGACUUCCGCGCUCCGCCGCGCUUUGGCCACGCACCUGGAAGCCGGCAUCCGUCUGCAGCUUCGCCGCACGCGAACAGGGGCCGCUUCGCGGCGGGCGCCGGCGCGUCUCCGCACAGGGCGCCGUUCCCGCCCAAGGGCCGCGGCGAGCCUGCGGCGCGUGAGCGAGACAGAGAUCUCAUGAAGCACGCGAGGAAAAGCAUCCAGAAACACGAGGGAAAACUCAAGCUGCAUGGCGGCAGCGGCGCCUGGCACGAGAAGAAAAAGAAAAAGAAGCACCGAGGAGAAGGCGCGAAGUUUCACAACAACGCAGACUUUCCUCGCAGUCGCAAGCCGGCGGAGCCCGACUUCGAGAGAAGUUGGAAGAAACGAGGGCGAGACGACAUCGAGACAAGUGGGAAAUGGAACAGAAAACGCCGAGGAGGCGGAAUCUGA
Molecule: messenger RNA, 1590 nt
Organism: Besnoitia besnoiti
Lineage: Eukaryota; Apicomplexa; Conoidasida; Eucoccidiorida; Sarcocystidae
Exons: 1
Coding region: 1-1590 (529 amino acids)
Molecular function (GO): zinc ion binding; nucleic acid binding
Source: RefSeq, a predicted model, not a curated record